AAUUGCAAACUACCUACUGCUCCUCGUAUGCUGCGCUCUGUGCUAAACGAAACCGACCGAUAAUAACACACAGUUUCGUCGAAUUUGAGGCAGCAUGAACACAGGGCAGUUGACUGAGACGAACUCUAGUGCAAAUAGUUGUUCGAAUUCAACGCCGGAGGGGAGUGACGUGAACAAAGCGGCCCUGAAAAGAACUCCAUUUUCAAAGUUCAAGAAGAUACACGCCAAGUUUAAAUCACCUAUUCAAGUGUCAGAGAGUGCUAAAGGUAGCGCAGAGGAGGUGGCAGAGCUUGAGAGGAGAAGAGAGCAGCUGGACACAGAGAUAGCGCAGCUGGAGGCUGAGGGAUACAGAGUGGAGGAGCUGGAGCAUCACAUUGAUAUGUUGCAUGAAUACAAUGACAUCAAAGACAUUGGACAAUCACUCCUGGGACGUAUAGCUGCUCUGAGGGGGACCACCACACAAGAAGUCUACAGCCACUUUGGACUGGAACUGAAUGACUGAGAAAAAAAACGUUGAAAACAUAGUGAGAGAAUUGGAUAACGACAUUGAGGACAAACUAUAACCUAAGCCUACAUAGGUUUCCAGGUGAGGGAUGGUCAGUUGCAACAUGAGAUUUCUCCAAUAAAUGUUGCUUACUGUACCCUUUUAAACAUCUUAGUAAGGGUUUGUUCCACGCUCACAGUAAUGGAGAGUGUACGUUUCAUCAAAAUCUUCUGUAUGUCUUGACAACAGGUUGCCUUAUUCAAGCUUUCAGUGAAUGAGUUUGUGAUAGAAAUGUUGUUUUCACAUCCUGUGACUGGAGAAGAUGAUAAAAGUCCCAUGGAAAAACACAAAACUAACUUCUCACUAACUUUCAUUACUCUGUGAGCGCUUUUUUCCAGUAUUUCUUAUGGUUGCACUUGUUCAUUAAUGUGUUUAAUUCACACAGCAUCAUUUGUUUUGAUAGUUAUAAGGUCAUUUUCAGUCUUUUAUAAUCUUCAGUAUUCAGAACUUCCUUUAUUUUAAUUUCAAAAGUAUUUGCCUGAAAUGUGCGGUUUAUGUUGUGCAGAGAGAAUGAAAAAAGGUGGCAUAAUGUAGGUGGGUGUUCCUUUUCUAUCUGAGAAUCACCAACGGCAGAUAAUUGGGCUGUCUGACUGUUUGUGUGAGACCUUGUGCAUCAGUGGCUGCCUGUUCUUUGUAAAUGUGCAGAGUAAAAUGUGUAUGUGCACUUUAAUCUCACAUUUGUGGGUCAAAGCUCAUCCUAUUUUCUUAUCCUAAUCUUUGCAUUGCUUAUCGGUCGUUGGCCAUCUCACUUAGUGUGCUUUAUUGUGGUAUAUGUGCAUAGCAGAUAAUUAAGACUAAUAAAAGUGCAACAUGUUUUUGAUCUGA
Molecule: messenger RNA, 1369 nt
Organism: Solea senegalensis (Senegalese sole)
Lineage: Eukaryota; Metazoa; Chordata; Actinopteri; Pleuronectiformes; Soleidae
Gene: swi5
Product: SWI5 homologous recombination repair protein
Exons: 6
Coding region: 95-502 (135 amino acids)
Biological process (GO): double-strand break repair via homologous recombination
Cellular component (GO): Swi5-Swi2 complex; Swi5-Sfr1 complex
Source: RefSeq, a predicted model, not a curated record